AUGGGCGGUCUGAUGCAGAUGAAGGACGAGCAGGGAAAGAAGUUGAGUAAUGAGGAGGUGGUGGAUAACAUUGUUUCCCUUGUCAUCGCUGGCUACGAGUCCACUACCAUCGCCACCAUGUGGGCUGUCUACCACCUCGCAAAAUCCCCCGUCAUCCUUGCCAAGCUUCGAGAGGAGAAUAUAGCGAUGAGCAAAAGCAAAGGUGGGUCGACGUCGACAAGUUUGAUGAUCACCCACACCGACAUCCCAAAGAUGAAGUACACGGCCAAGGUGGUGGAGGAGACAAUUCGGAUGGCCAACAUCGCCCCCAUGGUCCACCGCGUGGCAAACAGGGACGUGGACUACCGCGGCUAUACCAUACCGAAGGGCUGGGCUGUGCUGGUAUGGUUGAGAUCCUUGCACACUGAUCCCAAUUACUACGAGGAUCCCCUCUCCUUCAAUCCUAACAGAUGGGAUGAACCGGCUAAGGCAGGAACAUACCAGGUGUUUGGAGGUGGCCCUAGGAUCAGCGCAGGCAACAUGCUUGCCAGGCUACAGGUCACCAUCAUCCUGCAUCAUCUCUGCGUCGGCUACGAAUGGGAGUUACUCAAUCCUGAUGCGGAGAUCAAUUACCUUCCACACCCAAGGCCAGUGGAUGGUGCAGCCAUGGCCUUUCGUAAGCUUAGCACAUGA
This is a messenger RNA of Triticum turgidum subsp. durum (durum wheat), 672 nucleotides long. The record is from the annotation of a GenBank genome assembly. NCBI's taxonomy places the organism in Eukaryota, Viridiplantae, Streptophyta, Magnoliopsida, Poales, Poaceae.